AUACUAAACGCUGUGGAAGCCAUAGGGGAAAAUGUCGUCCAAACCGAAAUUCAUCACGUUCCAGGGGUCGAGAAACCUGCGCCAUCGCUUUGUGCUGGCGACGCUGCUGGGGAAGCCUAUAAAGAUUGAAAAGAUCCGGUCAGAUGACCUGAAUCCGGGUCUCAGGGACUAUGAGGUUUCCUUCCUCAGGCUGUUGGAAGCCGUCACGAACGGGUGUCGUAUUGAGAUCUCAUACACAGGUACCUCUGUGAUCUACUACCCCGGCAUCAUCACGGGCGGUGCCAUCACGCACAACUGCAACUCUGAGAAGUCCAUAGGCUACUACAUGGAGCCGAUGCUGUUCUUAGCGCCGUUCUCGAAGAAGAAGUUCCAAAUAGUGUUCAGAGGUAUAACCGGGCUCAAAGGUGACACGAGCAUCGAAGGGUUGAGAUGGGGAAUCCUGCCAUUGAUGGAAAAGUUUGGUGUUCGAGAAGCCGCUAUCCACACAGUUAAGAGAGGCUGUCCACCUAUAGGUGAAGGUGAAGUGCACUUGGUUGUGGAUACGCUGCUGUCGCAGCCUCUGACCAUGCACGCGCUGGAGAUUCCCAAGAUCAAUGCUAUAAGAGGUGUUGCCUUCUGCGCCAGAGUCUCACCAAGUAUGGCCAACCGUAUGAUCGACAGUGCAAGGGAUGUCUUGAGACCCGUGGGCUGUGAGGUGAACAUCACUGCUGAUGUUUGGAGAGGUGAAAACUCUGGUAAAUCUCCUGGCUUCGGAAUCGUACUCGUUGCGGAGACCAAGAAGGGAUGGAGGUACUACAGCGAGGAGAUUGGUGAAGCUGGUGAAGUACCAGAAGAUUUGGGCACCAAGGUUGCGUACGAAUUACUGGAACAGGUUUCGCAUUCUGGUGUUGUGUGCAAGAGUCAACUCGCAAUGGCACUGACAUACAUGGUUAUUGGAAAGGAGGACAUUGGAAGACUCGUCAUCAAGAAGGAUCAAAUAGACGAGGACCUUGUAUGGCUGCUGAGAGAUAUCAAGCACGUUUUCGGAACAGAGGUUUUCUUAAAAGAGGAUGAAGACGAUACGUUCAUCGCCACUGUGAAAGGUGUUGGAUUCGUCAAUACGAGUAAGAAGAUUGCAUAGAAUUGAUACAAUGUACAUUAAUACAACAGAGAUAUAUGUAUGUGUGUGUUUUGUUUCCUCUUUCCUGUGUAGUCAGUCUAUGUGUGUCUUGACAGGGGCAUGUCAUGGAGAGCAUUGAUCAGCUGUCCCCAGUUAUUCGAAUGGAGCUCUGAAUAUUUCAUCUUCGUUCUGCUCCAUUCCUGGAACACCUUUGUCAAUUGGAACUGGGUC
Messenger RNA from Williopsis jadinii, 1330 nucleotides. RefSeq names its product rRNA-processing endoribonuclease (gene RCL1). Bases 32 to 1120 code for a protein of 362 amino acids. Gene Ontology annotation, molecular function: RNA endonuclease activity. Gene Ontology annotation, cellular component: nucleolus. NCBI's taxonomy places the organism in Eukaryota, Fungi, Ascomycota, Saccharomycetes, Phaffomycetales, Wickerhamomycetaceae. Gene Ontology annotation, biological process: endonucleolytic cleavage of tricistronic rRNA transcript (SSU-rRNA, 5.8S rRNA, LSU-rRNA); ribosome biogenesis. The transcript has 2 exons. The record is from RefSeq and is a predicted model, not a curated record.